Molecule: messenger RNA, 8146 nt
Organism: Pezoporus occidentalis (night parrot)
Lineage: Eukaryota; Metazoa; Chordata; Aves; Psittaciformes; Psittacidae
Gene: SLX4
Product: SLX4 structure-specific endonuclease subunit
Exons: 14
Coding region: 2008-7650 (1880 amino acids)
Biological process (GO): DNA replication; DNA repair; resolution of meiotic recombination intermediates
Cellular component (GO): nucleus; Slx1-Slx4 complex
Molecular function (GO): protein binding; DNA binding
Source: RefSeq, a predicted model, not a curated record
AUACUUUACUGAAAGAAGCUACUUUUCAAGUCUUUAAUUUUUACGCUCUGCAAACUGAUGCCAAGGCUGGCUGUUGGGUACACCAGUAGCAGCAGCAUCAGAAACACAUAUGCUGAGCAGAGCAGGAGCCUGUAAAUACAGGUCUGGAAAGGGAGGAGUAAGACAGAUACAUCCUUAGUUUUGUAUCAUUUGUGUGCCUGACUUGGUCUAUCUGGGGCCCUGAACAUCGACUGCAAAUGCAAAAGUGCUGAUCUGUUUUAAAGUUUAAUAUCAGGAACUCACCAUAAAUAAUACACCAGCACAAAUGCAUCUGUGAGAGGUAUUUAAAGCCAUGAAGGAUGUAAGAUUCUGUUUUUCUGUACAUGCUGUCUCCUACUUAGAAAAAAAUGGUAAAUUUACAGUGAUAACUGCACCAAGAUUCUGUCCAGGAAAAUUAAAUUUAUGAACUGGCUACAUAAAACUUCAGUUUCUCUCUAACAGGAAAUUACUCUAAGAUUCACAGCAAAAUCCUCUGCUGGUUUGGGAGCUUGAGUUUAAAAUAAAUAAAUCCAUUAACAUCUGUAAUUGCUUAUAGGAAAGGCUGACCCAUGAAAGUGUGUAACCAGCAUUCCUCAGCCUUGCAUGUCUGCAGCCAAGCCAUUUGAGAAAACAAUCUCGCAUGUGUUUUUCCUGCUUUUUGAGUCUUUCUGUGCCCAGAGUUUUACUGGAGAAACUGAACCACAGCUGCUGCCAUUCCAAGUGAAACACUCUGGUUUAGGCUUGAAAGAAACAGGUUUUGGGAGCAAUAUAAAACCUCUGUUAAAAUAGCCAGAACCAGACUGAACUUAGGAGUAGGAAGAAGAGGACAAUCAAAAUGUCUAAGAAUAGAGAUCUAGUUUUAAUGUCGCCUGGGGGUUGAUGGCAUUUCCAUCUGGACAUUGUACCCAGUGCUGUUCCAAGUAACCCCUAGCUAGUCCUGCUGUUCUUACUGUAGCUGAAAAGGUUAAGAAACUAGUUUAAAAAUACCAUUUGUUUAGUCUGUUUACCUUGUGCAUAUGACAGCAGUUUGUGAAAUAUGGUCAGUGCCAUGGUUUGAGUACUUGGAGGACAAGUUCAGUAUUAGUUGGCAGGAGAGCUAAUCCUGAAGGUGAGCAGGCAUGGAGAUAAGAGGAGAGAAAGGAUCAACAUGUUUGGUAGAAUUGUUCUCAGACUUGUCCCAGAAACCCUUUUGGAAUGCCAGAAACUGCCUUUAUUUGCUUCUCAAAAUGAGGUCGGGCUCUCCUCUUUAAAGCUGUGGUGCCGCAAAGCAGAAUUUUACAUUCUAGAAUAGCUGCUUGAUGUGAAGGACUUUUUUUUUUCUCCCUGCUCCAUUUGCUGGUCUUGUGUUAUAUAAAUGUAAGUAUGAAUGCAUAUAAAAAAGGGACAGUCUCAAAUCCUGAGCUGCAGGACAAAAGCCUACCCAGUAUCAGAUACCUGUUUUGAAAGCUUUCUCUUCUUUCCUCAUGUAGCUUGUGCAUGUCUGUAGUACAAUUAUAGGGAUGGUGUUUUGGGUCAGUACGUGCUUUUUCUAAUCAUACUAUUUUAUGCAAAUCCUUUCCUCCUUCAAAGUUCUACACCAGCCUGUCCCACACUGCAUCUGCAUAUACCAUCCUACAUAACCACCUUUUUUAUUUCUUUAUUUAAGGGCUUUUUAAGUGUCUUUCUAAAGCACUGUAGCACAUCAUGAAGCUUCUGCACAUGCUGUGCACAAACUGGGGUGCUUAACUUGUGAAAGCAGGUGGGGUCCAUGGCAAAUGUGCUCUACUAAAUGGCUGUGAAUUAACUGUGGAAGAAUGAGCUGUCGGAACAGCACAGAAGUGCCCACUCUGUUGACCUCAUUGAAGUCUGGAGAAUGGACAUUUCUGAUACGGUGGAGGGGAAUUGGUGAAGAUAGCAGGUCACAGAUGAUGAACUGAUUCUGGUAUCUCCUCCUGCCUUCCAGUCCUCACAGUGUCGUUAGGCCACAGUGUUUCUGGACCCUGCAGGCCAAUGGAUGAACAGGACAAUGAUUUUAAAGAGCUGUGGGCAAAUAUUUUGGGUAGAGGGAAGAAAAAAACUGGGGAUACUGAGGCAGCAAAAAGGGCUCAGAACAGGACAAAGAGCACUGCAGCAAGAAGCAAAUCAAGAAGAGGCAAAGCUGCUGCUAAGAGCCAAAACAAUCAUUGCUUACCAGCUGUGAAGGAGACAUACUUUCCUCAAGAUUUGGGACCAAAGGAAGAAACAUUGGUGCACAAAGAAGACGGUGAUGCUGUGGCCUGUAAUGGUGGUGAGGCUGUACAAGGGGGUGGAAAGAGAAACCCUCUCUCUGCCAGCCAGCCAAGUCCAGUAACCAAUGAGUGUAGCCAGAGGACUCUCUCAGUAAAUACUCUGCGUGGCUGUUCCCAGACUACGUUAUCCUUCUGUCCUGCUACACAGCCAGGGACCUGCUCUUCACCCACCUCAAAGGUACCACCACUUGCAGGGUCGAAGAUGCGGGUAGCAGAGCUGGUAGUGGAGAGAAUGCAGCAGUUCAAGAGAGUGGCACCUGAGCAGCUAAAACACAGCACAGGCGAUGGCUUGCUAAAGUUUGUAGCCAAUGGAGGUUUCCCUGAUGAAAGCAAGGAGCAGAACCCACCAGAGGAUGAUAUCCACCAUCUUCCCUCCAUGGAACAUGACGGUGCUCUGGCUUUGGAUCUUCAGCAGGAAACCAAAGGGGAAGCCCUGGCAAGCCUGGAAGAUGCAGGCUUGUUUUUUUGUCAGAUCUGCCAGAAGGAUCUCUCAGCCAUGAACACAAAGCGACGAGAGCAGCAUGUUAACAGGUGUCUGGAUGAGAUGGAAGAAGCACAGAUGUCAUCCUCCAGCAAACCACUGGUCCCUGAAUGUCCCAUCUGUGGGAAGCAGUUCCAAACCCCACAGAGCCGAGUCAGUCAUCUGAAACGCUGUGCUGUCGAGAUGGACGUGCCCCCUAAGAUGCUGCUUCAGGCAGUGCAGUUGCAGGUUUCCACCCUUGGUGAGGCACCUCUUCAGUGUCCCAGCAAUCAACCAAGCAGAUCAAAGCGAAAAGGCUCCUCCAAAGAGGCCUCGAAGAAAAAGCAUAAGAGGGCCAAAAUGGAGACUAAGGAUGAAGAUUUUCUGGUCGCUAUGGCAAUGUCACGCUCUCUGUUGGAGCAAGAAAAGCAGGAACAAGCAAAAUCAGUGACAAACGUGAAACCAGUGGCUGCUUUGCCAAUCAAAUGGAAGCCAGGAUCAGAGAAAAAACAGCGUAAAAGAGGCCCAACUGCACCUCCACCAUUACUACUUCAGGACCCGGAGAAGGUCCACAAAAGGAUCCAAGAGCGAGUAGCAAUGCUGCUUGCAGAAGAGGUCGAAUUUCCUCCCACACCUCAGCUUCCCACUAGUAGGAUUUUGGAGAACGAAUCUGGGAAAGCAACCUGGCUUUUGCCAUUGUCUAAAGCCAAGGAGUCCUUUUUAUGGAAUAUCAGUGCUCUGACAGGACAUUAUAACCCUGAAUCAUUCUACACUGCUGCAUUAACCCCUCCAAUUGUACCUUGGAAGCCUGUGCAGAAUCAUAAGCUUGAUAUCCUUCUGCCAUCAGUGGGAUCUGAUCAGCCAAAAGUAUCCCAGCAAAUUCAGCCUGAACUCAGUUCUCAUGAGCCCACUUGCACAGAGGCUGGAGGCCAAACUUCUUAUGAAUUCAAGUCAGGCUCUGAAGGAGAUGGGCAGUUUUUAUCUCUCAGCCAGAAGGAUGCGCAAAUCCUGGAGGACCUCGUUGACUUGGCCACGGAAGGACUUACCCUUACUCAGUGGAACCUUGAUGCUGGGCACGUACAGGAAGCAGAGCAACCAGGAAAAGAAAUGACUUCCAGUGAUACUCCACAUAGUGGUUUCUUGCCCUCAUCCAAAGAGAAGAGCCUUCUGAUGAGCAGCUGUAAAAAAUCCUCCCUCAGGUUGCUGGCUGAAGAUUUUGGUGCAAUGAUCAACAACCCCCACUUAAGUGAUGUCCAGUUCCAGGUGGACUGUGGGGAAGUCCUUUAUGCCCACAUGUUUGUGUUGUACGCGCGAUGUCCACAGGUCAUCCAAGUUGUUCACAGCCAAGGGUUCUUAGUGGAGGAGGACGGGAACGCACAGACACGCCGUGUACUGCUGAGUGACGUGACAGCAGAGGCAGUGUCUGCAUUCCUUCGGUACCUUUAUGCUGCUGAUGCUGACAUCCCUGCUGGGGUGCUGCCCCAGGUGCACGCUCUGGCUGCCAGGUUUGGUGUGAUGGAACUGAUGGCAAAGUGUGAAAGCAACACUGGAGAGAGUCAGGUGUCUUCUGGAGUGGAUUCAGAAGAUGAUCUUAUCUCUGUGACGGAUGGCAAAGAUUGUGAGGACAGAGUUGAGAACUUCCAAGACCUCUUGAAGUCGAUGUGGGUGGGUGAAGAUGAGGAGGAAGCAACUAUGCUGAACCCUGAAUGCCAGAAGGAAGAUGGGGUGGGUGAACAGGAGCUGGAGGAAAUUUAUGAGUUUGCUGCAACUCAGAGGAAAAUGGUUCAAGGUGAAACAGAGGGGAGUGAGGGAACAGACUGCAGCAUCUGCAGUGAUACUGAGGCAGCCCAGGGUACAAAUCAGCAAACUAAGGAGGAAGAGGUAAAGAGAUCUAAAUCUGCUUUAAUAAGCAACAGCUUCAAAGACUUGAGCGAUGACAGUGAUGUGGAAAAAUCUAAAUGUGACUCGUCUGCACAGGAAGAGAAAAUGCAGGAUAUAAAUAGGUGCAAGAGGAUGAAUGAUCUACAGACCACUUUUGUGCCUCACCACAGUGAACCUCAAAAAUGGGACAUAGCAUCCCAUGGUGCCACAACUAAUGAAGGAGAGACUGUUAAGCAAUGUGAAGGUGUGAAGGAUAACAAGUCAUCUCAGGUCUCACAUGACGAGGCAGAUCACUGUGAAAAACAGUUACCAAGUUUCCACAAUGAUACUAAUAGAAAUGAAAGUUAUGAACGCUUGCUUUCUCAGGGAACUCAGGGAAGUUACUGUAAGCCUUCUCCAUUGAAAGAAGUUAUCAAAGAAUCAGGGAAGGCUCCUAGUGAAAAACAUGUUGAUGAUUCAUUUCUGUACAGCAAGUCACAAAAAGAUCUCUCUCCACACAGGAACAGUUUUUGUUGGAGUCCUCUUCCCAAACCUUAUGUGCCCCUUUUUCCCGCUGUUGGCUCUUCACCUGCAUCUCCAAAAUCGGAGAGAAGGUUUGCCAGCGAGCAUAUGUCAACAGCAAAGCAAAACAAAGAGGAAAAAUCAUUCCCAUCUGGUGAAAUAAGCUUUCAGAAAGCCAGCGAGCUGGAUACUGCAUCAAGAAACAAGAACAUCAUUUCUCCAGCAAAGCUUCCCCACAUUGAUUUAAACAAAGAUAAAUAUGUCCCAGUGUUGUCAUCAUUGAUCAUCAGAACUCAGGAUGCUGCAGCUCAGGGGAACAAGGAGGGUGAUGUUAUUGUUUUAUCUUCUGAUGAUGAAAUGGAAUUACAGCAAGACAAGAAGUGGCCAGAGUCAGGCUUUGCUCUAAAGAAAAUGGAAAUCUCUGAGCAAUUAAAAUGUUCAAAUGUAGAACAAGGUCCUGAGAUAGCAAAACCUGAACAGAACUCAUCAGUCACUGAAACAGAGCAAAGAUCACCCCAGGUCUCACGUGGCAUUACAGAUAUGGUGCAUAUAAGCAAUGAUGUAAAGAUGUCCAUCAGAUUGUCUCCCAGCAGACAAGUAGAUGCUUGUAUGGAGAGCAAACAGAGUCCAAACGUGAGCCCUGAAAAGAGGCUCCGUCAUGAAAUGUCUUCAGGUACAGACAGCUCCUGGCUAGUACCAGACACACCAGUUCUGAGCAAAAGCAGAAGCUUCUCAACACAGACUCAGGUCUCAGGUAUUAAUUCUUUAAAAAGUCCAGGAUCUAAACCCAGCACAAAGAACUUCGCAGCAGGUAACAGUAACCAUGAAAUGACUGGAAAUUCAAUAAAAGUUCAUGAAACGACAUUGUCAGACAUACAUUUGCCUAUGGAGAACAGAGUCAGUGAAAGGAGCCCUCCCAGCAGCCCAACGGUGGAAUCGUUUUCCAUUAACUCCCCCCCAGUUUCUCCAGAGGAUCCAGUUCUGCUCUCCCCUGGCCACACUGACAUAAAAAGCAAAUGUGCCAAGAUUUCAUCUUUAUCCAAACCUGUGCCUCAAUGCCAUGAGCAGUCACUGGAAGAUAAAAUAAAUACCAGUGUGGUUGAGGUAGAGGAUAAUGAAAAGGAGAUAAGUCUGCCUUCUUUGAGCAGCAGCGUCUUGCUUUGUGAUGAGCCCCCAGUCCCCACUGAUGAUUGCUGGCAUGUUGAGUAUGUGUCACCAGUCAGAGGUAACAGCCAGGAUUCCAGCCAGGUCAGCCAUGCAAAGACCAGCACCACCAGCAGCCCCAGAGCUGGCUCUUGGCACAAGCAAUGGGAGAGCCCAGCCCAUGUGCAGGAAAUUAAAGGCAGUACCCCCCUUCAAGGAAGUCCUGUUGGCAGAACAACUUUGUUCUGUCUUGAGAAGAGUCCUAUUGAGGCAUGUUCAUCCGUGGGCAAUAGACCAAGUUACUUGAACUCCAAAAUCUGGGAUGACUGGAAUGGAGAACAUGAAGAAGAUGAAUUUCCAGAGAUGCUUCCUCUGUCUCACAGGUUGUCAGCUGCAGCACGUGCACGUCAGACAGAUGCUGUAAAGACUCCUGAACCUUCCUGUCAGGAGAAUGACAAGUCUCCCAGCACUCCAGUGACACCAAUGCCAGCUUACUCCAUGAUGGAGACCCCCCAGCUGAAGAAGGAGUUGAGCAGAUUUGGAGUUCGCGCUCUCCCAAAGCGCCAGAUGGUGUUGAAGCUGAAAGAGAUAUUCCAGUAUACUCACCAGGACGUGGACUCUGACUUUGAGGAUGAAAUCCCGUCUUCCCAGUCUCCCCUGCAGAAGUCCCCAGCCAAACACUCCAGGCAGCCAAAGGCAGACCAGGCAGGAGGUGGAAAGCGUGCCAGUGCCUUGAGGACUGUGGGCAAAAGGAAGCAGGUUGCUGUGGCUUCUUCAGUGCUUGCAGUGGAGAGGGCUGAUGAUGACCUUGUUGGAUCCCAUGAAACUCUGUGCAGCACCCAAGGAGGUACACAAGGCUGUGCAGCACCCAAGGAGGGGACUAAAAUGGCACAUCACCCAGAAGGAGAUAAAGAACAGAAAAAGUCAUCUGCAUCUCUAGAGAGAUGGUCUGUGGCAGCUGAUGGUGAGGAACCAAUGUUCUCAGCAUCUCAGGAGUCCACAGUUUCUUCAUUGGAUGGUAGCGACAUCUCCUUUGGUUCACAGAGUUCUUUCAUGAAUGGAUUUGAAGCCUGUGCUUUUCAGUCUGAGGAGGACGAAGAGGAAUUUACAGCAUCUCAGGCAGCAUCUCAGGAAGAAGAAAAGAUGGAGGCAGUAAGGUGCUAUAUCCGCUCAAACACAGCCCUGUACAACAAGAUUCUGUUCUAUGAGCCAAUUGAGCUGGCUGAUUUGCACAGAGAGCUCAAACAGAACGGCAUUAAAAUUUCCAAGGCAAAGCUGCUAGACUUUUUAGAUGCUCACUGUAUCACAUUUACCACGGCUGGAGCCCGGAAAGAGAUAGAGAAGAAAAAGGAUAAAAAAAGACGGAGGAGACGAUACUGAAUGGAGCCCAUUCCUCCAUCCUGAAAAUCUCCAUGGAGCCUUCUCGACGAGCUGGAAACGCUGCUCCCGGCUGGAGCUGGUGGCGGUGCUGUGAUCGGCGGGUGCGCUGCUCCUCCUGGUGGCCUGCUUUCCAAUGACAUGCUGCGGAGUGGGUCUGAACGGAGCUCCCUGUCCAAGCCCUCUAUCCCCAGCUGCACAAAUUCCCCCAGUCUCAGUCCUGCCUUCAGCACACAGCUUGCCUGGAGCCUCUUUUUUCCUCCGAUUUUCCUCCUGUGCCUUUUGUUUUCUCUCCAUUUUUCUAAUAGGAUUUACGUCCCCAACUUUUCUUUAUGUUGGUGCUUCUAGGGGCAGGUGCUUCCCACAGUGACACCUACCAGGACGUUUUCCCUGGCAUUGGGCUGUGAAACACUUCACCCUUCAAGUUCUAGUACUGAGUAGAAUAACCCAGCUGCAAUAAAUAAGACUCCUUUACCCUGUGUAAAGCACUGAGUGGCUA